Molecule: messenger RNA, 2883 nt
Organism: Clarias gariepinus (North African catfish)
Lineage: Eukaryota; Metazoa; Chordata; Actinopteri; Siluriformes; Clariidae
Product: apolipoprotein L5-like
Exons: 5
Coding region: 392-2056 (554 amino acids)
Biological process (GO): lipoprotein metabolic process; lipid transport
Cellular component (GO): membrane; extracellular region
Molecular function (GO): lipid binding
Source: RefSeq, a predicted model, not a curated record
ACUUACGAGUCACUAGACUGACUCUUCUGAACAAAUCAGUUUUAGGGAACCGGUUCAUGUUUCGGUUCAUUUGAUUCACUUAGAGCAGGAUCUGUAAACACUCCACAGACUGCAGGAGCAGAGAUUGGUCGGGUUAUAAGAGUCAUAUAAAUGUUUAUUUAUUAAUUAAUCUACUUUAUCUUAAUAGCAAUAUGAGAGCGUGAGAGGAAAAUACUUGGUCGAAUCAUGAAUCAUUGUGAAUCGAUUCUCCUGACUCUUAGGAAAGAAUCAGGAAAUAAAGUGAAAGACUUUUGGAUGAACAGCUUUGAAGUCGAGUGUGUUAUCAGGGUGGAGAAGUGGAGGUGUUGCUGUUUCUUUUAAUCUUUUUUUAACACUUCUUCAAAAAGGUCAGAUGACGUUCAGAACCAGAGAGAAACUGGAGGAGCAGCUGGGCGAGUACAUCUUACACACUCUCAAAUACACUGAAACUGUGAAGGAGUUCUGUGACGGAGAAUCAAAAUGGACUUUACAGAGAGUGACAGAGUGCAAUAUGAUGAGGGACAUCCAAGACCGAGCCGAUCAAAUCACUCUGAAGUUUGAUCAGGUUCAGAAGGCAGAGAACAAGGCCAAGGCUCUGGGCGAGUACAUGUGGAACGGCUUGAGCCAGGGUAAAGCAGAUUCCAGAAGGCAGGAGCUGGAGAAGGAGCUAGGAGAAGUUCUGAAGAACACUUUAGAAGGCCUGGAGAAACUCCAUAACUUCUUGGAUGCAGUGGAAAAGCUGGCCGUCACCUCACUGUUUGUUUUCAUGAGCGAGAGCUUCAUGCCAAAUGGAGUGAGUUCCAUGUCCAUACGUUCAGUGAUCUCUGCAGCCAGAAUGGCGUCUCCACUCCUCGUCCACUUUAAGAGAGAUGCAGAAGUUCUCUUCUUACCAAACCUCUUCAACAUUGAAGUCCUGGCCUUGCAGCUGGACAACUACAUUAGUGUUACUCAGCAGAUUUGUAAAAAAAUGGAGGAAAAAUCUAGGAGAAUUUCAUGUUGUGGAAAUUUUCAUAAAUGGAAAACUGAGUUUAAUUUGAACAUGAGUGAGGAGUCGGUGUACCAAAUGUAUGACCAUUUAGUCGAGCUCAUCAAAAUCAGGAAGGAUGAGUUGUUCAGGCUGAAUUUCAUAUUUGCUGUGAAGGCACAAGAAUUCAUUAAUAUAUUCAGUGAGUGUCACUGCAGAAUGUUUCAGUUCCUGUCUAAAUUAGAUAAAGCUGCAGCUCAGCUGGACAAGAUGAAGAAGGGCUCCAACAUCUCCACUGUGGCUGGAAGUUCAGUCGGUAUUGCAGGAGGUGUUUUGUCUAUUGUAGGUUUAGCUCUCGCUCCCGUCACUGCAGGUAUAUCUCUGGAGCUCACAAUUGCAGGUGUGGUUCUCGGAGCCACCAGUGGCGUUAACGGCAUUGCUACAGGCAUCACUGAAACAAUAUUCAACAACUGUCGAGGAAAAGAGGCCAACAACACCUUCAUCAGUUUUCUGGAAGAUGUGCAGAAGAUCCUGGACUGUAUAGAAACAGUGGCCAGAACUGAGGGUCCUGUAGUAGGUCCUCAGGGUGUUACCACAGCAGUUGACGUUGGAAAACUGUUUGUUCGUGCUGGAGCUGUAGUGAACAGCAUUGAUGGUAUUGUGGAUGGAGUUUCAGCUGUAAAAUUUUUAAGAACUGAUGAGGUGAUUGCAAAAGCAGUUAAUUUGGGGCUUCAUGAAGCUAAAGCAGGUCAAAGCAUCCCAAAGCUGGCUGCAGAUCUUCCUGAUGUUGGCCAGCUGGCUAAAGGAACUCCUGUGGCUCUUUCACAGUCAGCCAGGGCGGGGUUCAUUGGCUUAAAUGCCUUCUUUAUUGGUCUAGAUGUGCUUUUCAUCUUUAAAAGUGGAGCUAGUCUGGCCAAAGGGAGCAAAAGUGAAGUGGCUCAGUUCAUUUGCUCAAGAGCAGCUCUGUGGCGCUCAGAGGUGGAGGCAUGGGAGAAGAUCCAUAACCAUCUGUUUGAAGGAAUCUCAGGAUUUAACAAGAAUCGUGAAAUUCUAGAUAAACCUUUUCACAAUUAAAUAAUAGAUUAGAUGAAAAGAUCUUUCAGUAAGCCUAAAUCCUAAAGGUUUGUGUUAAAAUGCUUCUGUUGUUAAUAACCAUCCAGUAGACUCAAGUGUUUCACAUGCUGUAAUGUAGCUGAUUACUGUUUACUGUAUCAUUACUGAUCUUUAACAUUUUUUCCACAUGUGACUAAAAGGGUUAUCUUUUGAAUGUCAUUAAGUGAUGAGCAGAUUAAAAUGUCAGAUGUUGCAUUUCUUUCACAACAAUUUUAGAAAUAGAAUAUACACUGAGGUCAAUAAGUAUUUGAUCACCCUGUGAUUUUGCGAAGUCUCUUACUUAGAAAUCAUGAAGGGUCUACAAUUUUCAGCAUAGAUGCAUUUCCAUUGUGAGAGACAGAAUCUAAAAAGAAAAAUCAGGAAAUCACAUUGUAUGAUUUGUACAGUAUCACGGAAAUCACAUUUGUAUGAAUUGUAACAAUUUAUUUCUAAAUUACUGUGUCAAAUAAGUAUUUGAUCACUUGCUUAUCAGACAGAUUUCUGACCCUCAAAGACCACAGUGGAAAUGCAUGCUGAAAAUUGUAGACCCUCCAUGAUUUCUAAGUAAGAGAACUUACAAAACCACAAGUUGAUCACAUACUUAUUGACCUUGUGUGGAUUUUUGUGUAGAACUUUUUCCCUCAUAGUUUAACUGCAUCUUUUACUUGCAGCUUAAUUAUAAAAAAUAAAAAGAUAUAAGUUAAAAACUAAAAAGUACAAUAUAUAUCCAUUAAGAAGUCCUGUGCAAUAAAAUAAAGAAUACUAAGAACCUGUGGAUUUGGGAAUUAAUGUUCUGCAAAUUUAAACAA